UAAAACUGUCACAACAACUUCUUUAAAAAGUCACCAGAUCUUUCUGUAAUGGCAACAACAGUCCGAGUCUUGCACAGAAAAGUUAUGAAGAGCUCUCCAUGUUUGUCGAUGACCAAUGAAAUAACCUUUAAGACUCCUAGAGCAAAUCUAAUGGUAAAAUAAAGUAUGGUAAUAGACAACUAUAGCCUAUUGGCUACAUGGACAUAUUUCUGCUUUGAAUACAUGAAUAUCUUUUUUUAGUAUCUGAGACAAACACUAAACUACACUGUCUAAUCUCAGUGCUCAACAUCUCUAUUUUGGUUGCAGCACAGAGGAAGCUGGGCGAUGUACUAGUCUGUGUAUGGGUGGAGCACAGAGUCAGGAAAUGUGUAAGAACAACGCUGUGAAGUUGUUCCCUCGUCUUCCUCUUGAGUUUGAUGAGUCUGUUCUCACCAUUGAUACAGUUGCAGGAGUUUGACACCAUGAGCUCAGUCAGGGAAAAGAGCAAAGGAUCUGAGCUGCAUCGUUUUCUGCAAAGUGUUUCUGAACAACUGCAUUAGAAACAAGCUGAAGAUGCAAGGGGCCAUAGCACGAGUGUGUAUGGUGGUGGCAGCGGCCAUAUUAAACCAUCCCUUACUGUUUCCUCAAGAGAACAGCACGCUCCCAGAGCAGGAUGAGGAGCUGAUAAGUCGCAUGAGGGAGCAUGAGGAGAUGCUGGUAAAGGAGCAGGCCCGGCUGGAGGAGGAGUUGUCACAGCUGGAGUCGAAGCAGGAAGAAUCGAGCAAAGAGGGUUAUAGUUGGUACUUCUGGAGCGCUGUGUCAUUUGUCAUUUUCUUCACUAUUGAGAUGUGCAGGGUGGAUAUUGCUGACACAGACGUCCGCCCUGUCGAGGAUGAGGACAUGUUUUCAGAGAGUGGAUCUGUAACGCCCAGGAUGAUGGUUCUAGAUAAGGACCUCUUGAGCAACUUCUGUGACAAAUGCACUUACACGUCCGCCCACGAGAACUGGAGGGUGAGGGAGUUCGUCGAGGGUUUUGCUGAUGACCUGCUGGAAUCACUCAGGAGUGUCUGUGACAGGGAGGCAGACAUGGAAGUUUGGGACUUUGUCGGGAUCGGGAGCAUGUUUGAGUCAUGGAAGGUGUGCAAGCCACUCAUGUGCGACCUUUUGGUGCCUUUCUCCCCUCCAGACCCGCACUCUUUUCAGUUCCAGCUGUGGUGCAGCUCCUCCAGCGACGUCCCUCCAGACAUGCAAGGCUGCGGCAAAAUAAAGGUAACCAAGGAAAACGAGGAGGGGUGUCUUUGUGGCUCUGCUAACCUGGGAGAGGACAUGCUUUGUUUGUUGCACAGCAGGAAUGAUGUCACCAAAGUGGACCGCAGUCCCGAGGAGCUCCUGUGCUCCAGGAACACACCUUUCUUGGCCAAAGAUCAAGUCAUGAAGUGGUUUCAGAUAUCUGUAACUAAAGCUUGGGGACGCAUCUCGCACAAAUACGACUUUGAGGUCACUUUCCGUAACCUGGAUGCCGCAGGCGCUCUGAAGAUCCGCUUCCGCUCAGGGAAAGUCAUCGUAAUGAACAUCAUACCGGUGGUUCAGUUGGAGGAUACGGAUGCUUAUUUUGUCUCCCACUUUCCAUCAGAUUGUGAGAGUCCUGCAGACCCGUACUGGCCUCUCUCUUUUGCUGUCUACGAGAGGAACUUGUUGAAAUAUUAUGCAAAACGCCUACCACAACAUUCCUGUCAUUUACACUGCCUCCAGAUUGUUACCUUCCUACACAGGAAGCAGACAGGGCUCACAGGGAAAAGCGCACUUACAAACUACCACUUUAAGACAGCACUGUUGCACUUGCUGCUGAGUAAAAACAGCUCUUCCUGGGGCUACGAGAACAUGGAGCACAGACUGCGAGACGUGCUGUGCUUCAUGCAGAAGAGUCUGCAGGAGAAAAGACUCCAUCAUGCUCUCAUCGGGAACAGUAAAGUGCCCAAACAUGCCCAGGUUCCCGAGAUGAUUCGUACAGCAGAGCCCGUCAACCUGCUGCGAUCUCUGGUGCUGCAGACGGACCUUUACGCUGCAACAGUCAGGCAUUUUCAGGAGAUGUUGAGAAAUGCUAAUGUCUUAAUACAGGAAUACACGCCUCAGUUAUCAAACGGAUUCUUACACCACAGCCGAGAUGAAAGUUUGUGAGCUUUGGCCGAGUUAGUCUUCAAAACUAUCUCCAAUUUUAGCACUUCCUUGUGUCUUUCAGAUCUACUAAGAAUAAUGUCACAUGUAGCACCAGAAACACAAGUACUGAGAUAAAAAGGUGCACAUACAGAAGUUAUUUUUUGCUAUUGAGGUAAUCUAGGCAUACCGGUUUCUGCUGCAGCUGCUUUCUUGUCCCUCCACACGGUAAGAAGCAUAUCAAAAUACCUCUUUCAAACAACACAUUAGAAUUUCAACAGUGGAUUUGUCCUUUUAGAAACCUAGUUGCAGGACAGCCUGUGUCCUGAAGUUACUACAGGUAUAAUUACCCAUGUAAAAGUAAUUCUGUACACUGUUUCUGAGGCUUUACAAGUUAUUUUCAUGCAGGAUGACCAUUUUUGGAAUGCAUUUCCCUACUCAUCCACAAAAGACGAAGCACUUUUAUUGCUAGGGGAAAGACUCUCACACAUAUACCUCUCAUAUUAUGGCAGUCUAACCGGUUUUAAUGCACCAAACAGUGCAUUCGUUUUUUUGUCUUCAUUCACACUUUUGCAAAUAUGAUGGCAGCUAUUAAAUACUGUAAUAUUUUAUAUUUGAUACUUUUUAUUUUUCUAUUAAAAAGCGAAGGUUCCUUUUUAUAUUUUUUUACUGGGUGUAUUUCCCAAAUUUAAAGCUUCCAUGUUCGGUAAAGCUCCUGGUUUUUAGUUGUAAACAAAUCAAGGCGGACUCGAAGUGUGUUUUUGUUUGUUUAUUGGAAGACAGACAGAAAACUCAGAUCGUGACAGACAAGACAUUUACAGUACCUAUCAAAAGAAGUGCCAAGCGUUGGAAUGGAUGAUUCAAAAUAAAGCAAGUUGUAUCUAUGUUUUGGAUGUCCAAUAAAAACUAUGUUUCCUCA
Molecule: messenger RNA, 3052 nt
Organism: Notolabrus celidotus (New Zealand spotty)
Lineage: Eukaryota; Metazoa; Chordata; Actinopteri; Labriformes; Labridae
Gene: itprip
Product: inositol 1,4,5-trisphosphate receptor interacting protein
Exons: 2
Coding region: 553-2157 (534 amino acids)
Cellular component (GO): membrane
Source: RefSeq, a predicted model, not a curated record